UUUGCUUCAGCAUAGUGAUGGCAUUUGUUCGAGUUUCUUGCAUCCUUCUGCUGCCAUUGAUGCUGCUUGCAAUUGCCAAUGCUGCUGAAGAAGCAAUGGUGGUUUCGGAAGGGAUGGAUGCUAUGCAUGAUCCGCGAUAUUUGGCUACUAUCCUGGAAAAGAAAGGACUAACAAGCGUUGUGGGUGAAACUUACUGUUGCCUCAAGAAUGGCUAUGGGUGCAUGCAAGAGUGUGAAAAAGGCAAAGCGUACCAGUGCUGCCUCAAGAAUGGCUAUGGGUGCAUGCAAAUGUGUGAGCCAUCCAAGAAGUACUCAUGCUGCCUCAAGAAUGGAUAUGGCUGCAUGUGGAUGUGCGAGAAUGGUGUGGAGCACUACUGCUGCGAGAAGAAUGGCUAUGGCUGCACCAAGAUGUGCCCCAAAAAAGUCACUUCUGGCAGCCUCUAGAACGGUUAUAAAUGUGUGGAUGGGUAUGCAUGCCGCUAUAGAUCUAUGGCGGCCAACUUUAAAUAAAAACUGAGUGCUUCCUUCUUUGAA
Messenger RNA from Selaginella moellendorffii, 533 nucleotides. RefSeq lists its product as uncharacterized. The coding region runs from base 18 to 443 and encodes 141 amino acids. The transcript is spliced from 3 exons. The record is from RefSeq and is a predicted model, not a curated record. NCBI's taxonomy places the organism in Eukaryota, Viridiplantae, Streptophyta, Lycopodiopsida, Selaginellales, Selaginellaceae.